Sphaeroforma arctica JP610 is the source of this 549-nucleotide messenger RNA. RefSeq lists its product as hypothetical. Lineage: Eukaryota; Ichthyosporea; Ichthyophonida. The record is from RefSeq and is a predicted model, not a curated record. The transcript is spliced from 4 exons. Gene Ontology annotation, biological process: lysosomal transport. Gene Ontology annotation, cellular component: trans-Golgi network. Gene Ontology annotation, molecular function: D-mannose binding; signaling receptor activity. Bases 1 to 549 code for a protein of 182 amino acids.
AUGAAGGACCAGACCCUUUACUUUCUCUAUGAGGGCGGAGAUGCCUGUCGCGACGGCAAGUACGAGCGCCAGACAUUGCUGACAAUGCGAUGCGGGCCUACCUUGGGUGCGCCAGUAUUCCUCCAAGAAACACCCGAGUGCCAAUUCCAAUUUGAGUGGGUGACGUCAGCCGCGUGCGGUGUUGGCUUUGCACCGGACCCCGAGGCGUGUGUGGCCUACGACGCAACCAAUGAGAUCGAGUACGAUCUAUCAGAUCUCAGGAUCGAUUUGCCAUGGACAACCACGUACGGCGACAGAGGCGGCGGAGGUACUUUCACGUACAGUCUGAGUGUGUGCCAACCCCUGCCGUCGAGUGUUGCAUGUGUGGCGCAGGACCCAGGAGGGCCAGGGGCGAAGAUAGGCGCAUGCCUGGUGCAGAAUUUUAUCGGCACACCAAACAAGUACCCAUUGCAUUUUCUCUCUAUUUUUUUCAUCCGUUCACACAUAUUCCUUAAACCUACACCCACAUAUUUCUUUCACCCAUACCCACAGCCUCGCAAGGGGUGGUAA